AUGAUUUCGUUGUUCACGGUAAACUUGCUCAAGAUCUUUUUAGUGAAUCAAUUAAUUCGAUUUUACAAAAUAUAUGUGAUGAUAAACCAUGGAAACAAGACAUGGAUUAUAUUUUAUCCAUUUUAUCCGUAACUUAAGAGAUUGAUGAUGACUUUGGAAAAUUUUCAAAUUUAAUUAUAUGUAAUGAUUUAUUAAAAAUAAAUUCAAUUCCAUUAGAAAAAAUCAAAGAAAUUAUUUAUUUAGGAAAGUCCGGCAAAAAACAAGAAUUUAUUACAGCUGAAAUUAUUAAUUUGGUAUUUAAUAGUUUAGAUGAUAAUAAUAAUGAUAUAACUCCAAUUAUAUCAUUUAUUUCAUUUAUUACAAGAAAUCUUAAACUAAUCCCUUUAGAAUCUGAUGCUCGGUUAAUUCUUUACAAAAAUAUAUUUUCACAAAGUUCUUUCAUCUUAAUGAAUAGUAUUAUUGAAAAAAUAUUUACUAUUGAAUUUCAACAGAAUAAGGAAAUAUUUUUUAUGCUAAUGAAGAAUCCUGAAGAAUCUUUACAAUCAAUUAGAUUAAAAACUAUUAAUGAUAAUAUUAAAGAUAUCGACUCAAAUAUAGCAGAACUUUGCUGUAAUAUAAUUCAAAAGAUUUUCAGUAAACUCGAAUUCAAUGAAUUAUUACCUUACUUCAAGUAUGCAAUUGAAUCAUUUGUACAAGAAGAUUUGCUUUUACAGCAAAUAUUCAUUUUACAACAAAUAACUUCAAUAGCAUUUUUAAAAGAAUUUAUAAAUCAAUUUUGGAAGAAAUAUUUUUCAUUAUCUUCAUCAAUGAUCAAAGAAAUUAAUGAUAUUAUGAAAAUUAAUAAUGAUAAUCCAUUUAUUCAAUCUAUUCGAUCUUAUUUUGCAUUAGAAUUAAAUUCCUUUAAUUAUAUAAAACAACAUGAGAUUGUUAAGGAAGAAUUUACAUGGUUAGAUGAUUGUAAGGAUAAGAAAAUAACUUAUCUUUCUAAACUUUUAAAACCAAUUAAAAGAAUAAAUUUUGAAGUUAGUACUAGAAACUUGGACAAAAAUUCAUUUCUUUCAAUAUUUUUUAAAUAUCAUGAAAGUUUAAAGCUCAUGAAACAUCUUUAUCCAAUUAUCAGAUUUGUGAAAAUUUUAAGCUUUAAACUUGAACAUCGUUUAACUAAAAAAGAGGCUCAAAAUAUGACAUUUCAUGAAUUUAUUAAGAAAGAAUCUGCAGAUGAUAAUGAUUAUGUUAAUGCUAAUUUAAAAUCUUUAUUUGAAGAAUUUGCUUUUAGUUGGAAUUAUAUUAUUAAUUAUAUUUUUGAAUAUCAAUGUAAAGAAUUACCUCAUAACAAACUAUUUAUGAAUCUUGAUCUUCCUGUGAUAUUUGGAUUAGUUGAACAAAAAGAUAAUGGAAUUUAUUUAUGUGCAAUUGUAGAUUUUUUAAUUAAAUUACAUAAUGAAUUUUUGGAUAAUAUAAUAGCAAUUCCUAUUGGAAAAUGUGAAUACCUUAAAUUUUUAGAGGAUUCAUCUUUUAAUAAAUUAACUCCUAAAACAUAUUUCAUCAUACCAAAAAAGGUUGAUCAGGCACAAGAUAAUAAUUUCAUUAAUUAUGAUUGGGAUGAUAAAAUUUUUAAAUAUAAUCAAAGAAAUUUGGAAAUAGAGGAUGAUAAAAAUCUUAUAUUUGAUUUACAAAAAAUUGAAAUGAAAUUGGCUAAAAAGUUAAUUCAUAACAAAGUUUAUUUUGAGAUGGAAGAUAAUCAAUUCUAUUUAAAAAAUUUUUCAUUCAAGCAUGAAUUAUUUUAUUAUUCUCCAAGAAUUCUUUUUGAAAUUAAAAAUAUAUUACCACAGGAACCUAUUUCAGAAGAGAAAAGAUUAAUAAUUUUAGCAUUGCUUGAUCCAUCAAAAUCUUUAUAUAAUUCAUCAAAUUCAAUUGAUUUACCUGAAGUAAUCUCUCUUUUUGAAACCAUUCUUUGUUUUAUCAAAGAAUUAUCAAUUAAACAUAAUAAUAUACUUAUUUUAGAUUUAAUUGAUCAAUGGUUAAAGUUAAUGAGGUAUGAUAUAACAUAUGCAGAUAUACUUAAAGAAUUUUCUUUAAAACAUAUUAUAUCAUUUUAUGAAUUAAUUGAGGAACAAGUUGCUAAUUCAAUAAUCGAUAAGAUUGAUGAAAAAUUUAAAACUCCGUUAACACAACAAAUGAAGGAUUCAAUUAAAAAUAUCAUAGAUUAUGAUGAUUCAGAAAAUCAAAAUCAACAACGUAUUCCUGCUAAAGCAUUUGCAUUUGCUUUAAAAAGAUUCAUUUAUAGAUUUUUAUUAGUAGAUUUUAAUAUUGAAAAUUUAAAUUUAAAUACAUAUUUUUUAGAUUUUACUUUAAAUUUAUGGAGUGAUGUUUAUGAAGAAUCAGUUGAAAAAUUAUUUCCUACUUGUUUGUUAGUAUCUCAUGCUUAUAAUAGUUAUAAUUUUAUUGUUGAAGAAAUUGAGAAAACAAUGAAUGAAAGGCAAAAUAGUAGAAGAGGUAAAUACAAAAAACAUAAAAAGUAUACAAGUUGAAAGAUUUAUUUGUAUUAUUAACAUAGUAGUCUUGUUAUAAAUUUAUUUGUAAACAUUAUUAAAAUUCAAUAAAUAAAAGUUCUAGCCUUUAACAUGACUAUUAAUUAAUAA
Molecule: messenger RNA, 2642 nt
Organism: Rhizophagus irregularis DAOM 181602=DAOM 197198
Lineage: Eukaryota; Fungi; Glomeromycota; Glomeromycetes; Glomerales; Glomeraceae
Source: RefSeq, a predicted model, not a curated record